AUGUGUAGAUCUCAUUCUCCUUCAAACAUCUUCACCUGGAGUAAGUGGUGCAUGUAGUUGGAUUAUUCCCGCUAGGCGUUACUGUCUUAUUCUUAUCUGUGCUUGGGAGUCUCCCGGUCCCGGAGGAUCUACGGCCCAAGAUCCCGUGUUGCAGACUGUCAGUGUUUAGAUCUCUACCUACUGUAGAGUAGUGCCUAGACAGGCGCUGUGUCGUCAUUACAUCGUGGCUCGGCUGUGCACGGCCGUGUGAUCUGCACAACGACGUCUUUGCGCGCAGUUUCGAUCACUCCGUUCAUUCAAUCCGUGUCAUAUCGAGCCUUUUUGCAGGCUUCUCGUGUUGAUGACACCAGUGAGCGCCAGUGAACGCACGACGCGGAGCUAGCGCGGGAUAUCAAUCGGCGAUUGAUUUAUUCUUGCCGCCGCUAUUGCUGAAAAUAUCAUUGCUGUCCCUUAGUUCAAAAGCUUCAAUUCUCCUCUCUCGCAGCCAAAAAAUUAAUGAUCUAGGUCGGGCACAAUACAGCAGUUGGCCUUUCUCACGUCACACGACAAUGGGACUGGCGUGGAUUUCUAUUGCCUUGCUGCUCCGCUGUGCUGCUGCAAUGGCAACGUCGGAAGGAAUUUCCUGCGAAGGAAAUAGGAAUGGAAACUGCUUCGUAUCCUCGUCGCAAGGUACUGCAGGCGGAGGCGCGGGUGCCAUGGCCGUGCCGCUCUCAUCAUUGAGUGUGCAGUCGACUUGCGAUGUGGACAGCGCUUACAGCGUGCCGUCCGCCAGUCGACCCGGAGCGUUUUUCCGCUCGGCAGUGCUGAACGACGACAACCUUCCUUUCAAUGGAAGUGUACGAAGGCUGCUUCAAGACUGGUACUACCAUGGCAACUUGACCAGCGGUGCAGUGGCAUCCGCCGCUGCCGGUUAUGCCACAUCAACCUUUAUCAUUGCGUCUGUUGUAUUCGCCCUGGCGCUGAUCCUCCCCAUGCUCGGCGCCGUGUGGCAGGCGUACGCACGGCGGAAAGCGGACGAGCAGCGGACGCGCACCGGCUGGUCACGCGACACCGUACUCACGGCCGCCACCAUGCUCUUCCUUGCCGCGGGAGCACUGACGCUCGUCGUCGUGGCCAUGCUGGCGAGCUUCAACUCUCGGAGUGCGCUGAACGAUGUGGGCCCAGUUGUCACCGCAGACCUCAAGCAGCUUGAUCACUACGUGUCAUCAACAGUGCGCAGUAUGAACAGGACUUUGGUCGGAAGAGGCAAAUGUUUGGCCGACUAUGUUGACAAAGGAAAACAAGUUGAUGCUGCGCUGCUCGAACAUCAAGUACAGCAAGAGGAGCGCCUGCUCGGAAAUCUGUCCGAGUUUGCUCCGUCAGCAAGCCCUGCCAUUGCAAACCUCAGCGCCCUGGCGGCACGGCUGACGCAUGCUGCCGAUGCACUCAGAGCCGUGCUGGAUCAGCACAUGCAGGAGGCGAAUGAGAUGUUCUCAUCCGAUACGAAUAUCACAGAGCUUUGCUUGGACGAGUCUAGUAUGCGUAAUGUCGACUUGUCACCUGAGAAUGCCACCGACACGAACAACACGGACAUCACUGGCUUGUGCGAGGACUAUGCGCAGUCCAAGAACUUGUCAGAGUACUAUGAGAAUCUGCUGGAGGGACUGACCUUGUCGUCAGAGAUGGUCUGUGAGCUGCUGUCUUGUAUGAAUGCAAGCAACGUCACCGGCCAGCACUGGAACGCCCAAAUACAGACCCUGAGUGCAAUGCACAAUGCUAGUGCAUCACUAACUGGUGUGUUUGUAAAUGACACUUUGGACUCUACAAAUGGCGACUCUUCGCCUGGCGCUGACUGGCUCCGAUCAGUGAAGUCUUCGAUGCAGCAGGCUAUGGAUGAAGGACAGGAGUUCCUCAACAGCACGCUCGGCCUGCCCGGCACAUACUCGAAGAUUGACGACAUGAUGAGCAAACACAUUGGUCGCUAUGAGGACUAUCGACACGUCCUCUCCGUGAUGUUGCUCAUCUGCACCAUGGCGGCCGUGCUGUCCAUGCUUGUUCUGGCGCUGUACGGCUUUGUCCUGCUGCGCUGCCAGGACCAUGGCAGGGCAAGUGUGGAGCUCAGUGAGCGCCUCACCCUGAUCGGCCGUCUCCUGGAAAGGUUAGUGACAUGUGGCUACAUCCUGCUGGUCAUCAUCUUCUGGACUGCUGGCUGGUUCUUCAUUGGUGCAUCACUGCUGGGAUCAACGUGCGGAGAGAACCGGAACAUGACAGCAGUGCUUGCUAAUGUAGUGGAUAAUCCCAACAUUUGGCAUGGGGACCUGCCACUAGCAAGACAAGUGUUGCGCAAUGCCAGCUCUGAAUACCCGCUAACUGCAAGCGGCGUGUUGGCAGACUGCCGGUCGGCAGGGGAAUCGUCCGUGUGGCGUGCCCUGCAUCUCGAGUAUCGGCAGCCACUUGACAAGCUCACCGGAUCCAGUGCUAACUUUGGCUCGCAGUCACAGGAAAGUGCAGAUGCUUUGGAGGACAUUCGCCAACACCUGAGGCACCACCAUCAUCGAUGCCUCAACGGCAGCAAGCUGAAAUCCUUGCAAGCGAUGGGCCAGGACAUUCUAACGGAGUUGGGAGCAGUGAAUGGCAGCCGGGAUCGGCUUUCAUCACAACUUGGCGAUUUGCUCAAUGCUGGUGAAUCAAUUGAGACUGCAGCGGCUCUGCUGCACAACCAACGCCAUAGUGUUCACAUACUGAUCAACCAUACUGCUCAGGUCAUCUCCAGUGGCACUUUACACCGAGGCACGCAACAAGCUGCUGACCAACAUAUUGAAAGAUUCGCCCGUUGCACAUCGGAUAUGAUCACUCAGCCAGGGCAGUGUCAGAACCUGCCGUGCCUGUAUCAGUCAACAACACGUGCGAUGUGCGGUGAUUACCUAUCAGCCGUUGAUGUCUUCUGGUUCUAUUGCUUCUGGAGCGGCGUGGUGCUGUGGAUCAAUCUUCUGGUUGUGGCCUGGAUAAGCCGCAAAUAUUUUAUCGAGCCACAGCCGGUGAUCCAUGACUUCUCUUCACCCAAGGCCAUGGCAAUCCAGUUGACGGCCUCGCUUCUCUUCGGAGCUGCAUGGAUCCUGGACCUCAUGGUGACCAUAGAGUUCUACCAUGAACGUAGUAGUGGCGGCAUGGGAACUCAGUCAAUGUGGUUGGUUGCAGUUGUAUUGCUGGCUGUGUCCGGUGCUGUCGGCCUGCUGGUACGUGCUGUCUGCUGGGUCCUGGUGGACAGGGCUUCAGGUUCCACUGAUCUUGGUGAGCAGCGUGGCUGGAUACAUCGCCGUCACGGCUGGCAGUUCCUGGGCGACCUCAGCAAGUUGAUUCUUCAGGACAUCCCAUUCUUCGCCCUGCUGGUCGCGUACUGCCACCGCAACCACUACGUCGGCACAGUGGCCUUUAUAGCUAUGAUCUUGGCGGUGAUUGGAAUCUGCUAUUUCUUCGUGUUUGCCCUCCUGAUCAAUUGGAGGAACACUAGACGCUACAUCUCCUGGACCAUGUCCAGCUCUCGGGGCAAGCAUGGCAAGUACAGGAUGACCGGGUUGUCACCAUCCCCGGUACCCGAUGAGACCACCAACGGUAUACACCUGCGCUCCGCCACCAGAAUUCAACGUCUGGCGACACUGACAGUGGCUGGCGAUCCGGGCCGUAGCGACGACGAGGUUUACGAGUCCGAUGCCGACCAGCUGGAGCGUGCUGCCACAGGGCAGGAUGGAUCUGUGGAGGUGCUGUCCACUUCCAUUCAGGAGCCGCGAUGGACCGCAGAGCCAGAGAUGCAUGCUACCAGUGACACGAUGCCACCCGUGGUAUCUUCGGACACCAACUCCGACAUGGGCACGCUGGAGCGACGCAGGAACACGCCCGCGCUGCGCUCCACGACGCCGAUACGGCCCGCCAAAGUGGCACCGGCGCCCACCAUUACCGACACCGCUGCCCGCGAUGCGGUAGCGUCGACGUCGACAACGUGGACCAGAGCGGCCGCUACGGCACAUUACACGAGCGGGCCUCGCAGCGACAUGACCAGCCGUCACUCCACGUCUAGCGUCAGCAGUGCGGGCAACGGACGACCUACGUCUACAGCGAUGACCCUCGACCAGCUUCUGAGCGAGUGGGAUGCAAGCCAGCAGGCCGUCAGUGGUAAGGCCGGCACUGGUGGCACUGGCGGCACUGGCGGUAAAAAGCGGACAAAGUAUGCCACGUGGAGCGAGGCCCCACCGGCCCAUCUGAUGGCUGCCAUCGAGCAGGAGAUGUCCGGGCACAGCCAGCUGGAGGGCACCACCACGUUCUGCACUACCGCGGCGCCACCGCCAAUCAUUGAGGAGGUAGAUGGUGGGCUGCCGCCGCCGCCACCUGAGGCCAUGGAUGCGCUGUUCACACUCGACUCCAACAUCUCCUAUGCAGCACGCACGGCAUCUCUGCCGACCAGUGACAAGGCAAGGAAGAGAUAUGAGCGACGUCUGAUGGCCAGCGGUACAGCUGGGCCCAACGCUGAGCGAAUCAGACAGAAUAGCGUUGGCAACGGAGUCCUAGUGGAAGAUCAACUGGCAGAUGUAGAAUAUCUCGAUUUUCACGAAGUGAAAUCAUCGUCACUAUCCAUUGAUGUUUGAGGCUGCUAGCAGGUCAGGGCCACAUCAAACACGGAGUGCAACGCCAACUGGCCGCUCAUGUCACCAGCAUUGUGUCGUACAGGAGUCGGCUACUGUGGAGGCUCCCACACAUUCGCCUCAUACUUGUACGUUAUGAUGGAAGAGUGCUGCAAUUGGCGGGCAGCUGCCCCUCCCCCCCCCCCCCCCCCCUCUCCGGCUUCAUUUCGGUACCCGGGUACGAUUUGCCGAGCAAGCCAAGUCUCUGCUGCUAUACCAGAUCAUGUGACGAUAACAUCAAGCGGCAAUCGGUGAACCCAUAGCCACAUCUCGGUCCUGUAGUACUACCACGACUGGCGACGGCUUUCUACGUAACCAUGGUAAUGUGCUGGCAACCUUGAGACAACUAUGCUAUGCAGAAGACUACAGAUAUUUAUUAUUCUCCACACAAGCAGCCUGGUGUUUCUUCAUUCACAAAAACUGUUUCUGAUUCUUAUCUCUAUACGUGCUUUACCGUAGCAUUGGGUUUACCAAACGGGCCGCAAUGCAUAGUCACUUUAUCUGAUUGUACAAUCACAUGAUUAAUAGCUAUGUUAUCAUGGAAGACUGAAGAGAUUGUCAGGGUUUAUGUCACGCACAGUACUUUACACUGUGUACUGUACCAUUGCGUCUUUCGCGAUUCACACAGUGCUAGAGAACCGUGGUAGACAGUCGCUGUGGCCGGACCCAGUCCCGGGCCAAUAGUUUCGCCGGCUCUCAGCUAUCACAGGACAACUGUGCUCUCUUGUUCUCACUUUGUUUUUGUGAAGCGCUUUUUUUUUUAACCCUUUCACGGUCUCAGAAUCCAGUCAAAAUGAGGCUAUUUACAGAAUUCAACAAUUUCGUACCUUGAUUCAUCCAUAACUUCAGUUUCCCUUCGCUGAUUUUCAUGAUCUUGGGCUCUCUGGAAAGCUCUGGACACGAGCAACACGCUAAGCUACAAUUCGACACCAAGCGUGCCGUGGAUCCAGCGCUGCAGCGCAGCGACAUCGCCCCAGUGCUUGAUUCACGACGAGAAACAAGAUUCAACAGCCAUUUCCCUCUCCUUGCUCACAUCGAGCUCACAUUUUUUGUGAGGAGUGCUGCGAGUCCAUACUCUCAUUUGAAUCCGUGUCUCUAUGGCGACAGCUAGCUGCAAAGGGAAAAACCCGUCCUCAAGACCCAGCUCGCCCACUCAAAUCGCAAAUGAGCCGUGACGCAGAUCGCGAGCUUCGUAGCAUCGCAGCCGUUCACUCUAUCGCUUCGGCGAUUGUUCCUACGGAUAGCCUGGAGCUUUCUCUUCAACCUAGAUAUUUAGAUGUUCGAAUUUGCUCAAAAAUUGACUGAGUUACGAUAGUUUGAAAAAAUCGAUCACCGGUGAUCGAUUUUCAAAUGUGAGACCGUAAAAGGGUUAAAGAACAGCAUGCAUGCUUGUAACUGUCUCCGCUAUGCACUGGUAACUAUCGGAUGCCCGGCAAUUCAAUUGUGCUUGCUGUUACCAGCUCACAGCUCAGUGCCACAGCUGUUUCAUGUGUAUUGUAGUUUUAUACAGUAUUUAUUUUCGGCGUCACAGCUUGUGGGUCGAGUCAUCAUCCGGGCUUUGCCAGUUCCGACACUCAGUUGUAGUGGAGUGUUGUGGUUGCAAUAAACAUGGUAACAAAG
Molecule: messenger RNA, 6275 nt
Organism: Sycon ciliatum
Lineage: Eukaryota; Metazoa; Porifera; Calcarea; Leucosolenida; Sycettidae
Exons: 23
Coding region: 549-4619 (1356 amino acids)
Cellular component (GO): membrane
Source: RefSeq, a predicted model, not a curated record